This is a messenger RNA of Phytophthora megakarya, 591 nucleotides long. Lineage: Eukaryota; Oomycota; Peronosporomycetes; Peronosporales; Peronosporaceae. The record is from the annotation of a GenBank genome assembly.
AUGGACCCAUUGGAGUAUCAAGCUGAAAGGUGGAGACGAAUCAAGGUGCUCCAAGAUGAGGACCCCCGCUUGCAAAACCUCAAGAAAUUCUUGCGAUGUGAAGUGGAUGGCUUCUCUCGCACGCAGAUACGUCGCCUUUCAAAGGAAGCCGACUUGUUCGAGUUGGAUAGACGAGAUUCGCUCCGUCAGGACAUGCUGCACUACGCUCAUGAGGGUUUCCAAGGGGAUCACCAGGGCAUAAUGCGUACACAUGAAAAACUCCGGUCGGACUUCUACUGGUAUGGAAUGUAUGCGGAUGUGAAAACGUUCGUCAAAGAGUCCGACUCACCCAUUCGUGACCGUCUCUAUGGGCUUCGUCACACACUUGCCGGGGUCCGCCCGGGCAACACGAUUCUGUUUCGUUUUCAAGAUAUGUUCUCCGGUUACGCCAUGUGCAAGCCGAUGAGCUCAACCAUUGCACAAGAAGUGGCCGAGGCUUAUGAAGAUCGUGUCUGUCAUAGGCCCCAAGCAAAUGGCCAACAGGAGCGGUCAGUCCAGACGGUGAUUCAAAGUGUGCGUGCAUACGUGGCUGAGGCAGAUCAGUCCAAUUGA